Messenger RNA from Sungouiella intermedia, 348 nucleotides. The record is from the annotation of a GenBank genome assembly. Lineage: Eukaryota; Fungi; Ascomycota; Pichiomycetes; Serinales; Metschnikowiaceae.
AUGGCUCUACGCAACUACCUCUACGCUAAACACCUGGAUCCUCACCAAGUUUUGUUAAUAGACCACGAUCCAAAUAUGACCUCAAAAAUGUCUCCAAAAGUGACUCCCAGACUGAUGCAACCGGGAAAACGCAUUGAAUUGCACCCGGAAACACAGCUGACUUCUUGUCCUCCAGAAAGACAACUAGUGUUGGAGGAUGGAUCCAAGGCAUGUGCCAAUUGUGCUGAUUGCCCCAAGAAAACAGCAACUCACGAUGGAAACCCAAAAAUAAAAGUUCAAUGGGAAGAAUUGUCUUCACAAGUGCAUGAAUUGAGAGUGGGAGAGACAGAUUACACCCACCUGGGAUAA